AAACAAGCGGAUAAGUCACGUCUAUAAGAUACAAUUUACAAAGACAUCAUCGACGGACAGCUAAAGAUGCAAGCAGAAAAAACAGUUAAAAUGGUACCGCUGACGCCUGCAGAACCCAUUCCGCCUAACUGGCCAAAUGGAGAUUUUGGAUUGUUAUUAUCUGUAAAGUCUUCUUGUGGCGACGGGCUGAUGAAAAUAGGAAAACUCAUCAAUGAAGAAUAUAACAUUCGGGCGGUAGACUUCACUGGAUAUCUCUCAAAUAGCAAGUGCACACGAGUUCAUUUCCAGCAAUGUGGCGUAAGCGAUGCUGACUCCGUUACGAUGAAAGUUCGAAUGAUAGACCCACUGGAUGAGGGUGUAAGUCCAGCUGAAGAUAGACCAAACGACUAUACGUACAAACUGGUGGUCAUUGAUGGCAAACUUUGUCAGCGUGAAGGACAGUUAUUGGUGGCGGUAAAGGAUAUACCAUCGAACAAAAACUUGGAUGAAAUUAAAUGUGAGGAUUUUUUGUUCAAACUAUACAACUACUUGACUUGGCCUACGGAUGAUUCUGUCAUGAUGAGUGUUACAUCUGAACAGAAAACAUGGAUUGCCUCGGAUAACACUGGUCAAGUGAUCAUGAUGUCAUCACAACUAAAAUUUAACAAUCCUUUCUUAGAAAUGAGGAUAAUUGAUGAGGGAAGAAUUGACGAAUCAAAAUCAUCAAUUAUUCGUCAUCCAUCAUAGUUCAAAUUUGUACUUUACUGAAAUAAUAGUCAUUAUAGUCUACCGAAAAAAAAUCUGUCACACUAUUACUUUAUAAAAACAUACUUGGCAUACAAGUGGGGCAUUAUAAUUGCACAAAAAGACAUAGAAAAAUAUCUUUCAUAAUCUCAUAUUUUCGAGCAGAAUAGGUUAAUAAUACACGGCCAAUUAUUUCAAGUUAUUUAGGAUCACUAUCUGCGCCUCUAAAGCCACGCUUCCCAAAAAUGGGUCGCCAAACGUUUGCGUUCUAUAAAAAUACAUUAUAUUAUAACAUAUAUUUUAUGUAGUAUCUUCAUAAAGUAACAUUGCUGCCAUAAUAUUUAAUAAAAGUUUAUAUUUUGAAAUAUGAUUGUUGUGGGUUGUUCGCUUAUUUUCUUACUGAGCAGACAUUUAAUUGAAACAAACUUCAGUGGUUAAAUGUAGGCGACAUUCUUUGUUUUUUUCUUUCUUUAUUUUAUAAUUCUGGCCUUCGGCCCGUAUUAC
Molecule: messenger RNA, 1227 nt
Organism: Anneissia japonica
Lineage: Eukaryota; Metazoa; Echinodermata; Crinoidea; Comatulida; Comatulidae
Exons: 5
Coding region: 67-726 (219 amino acids)
Source: RefSeq, a predicted model, not a curated record